AAUAAUAGUCUAGGUUAUCCAUUUACUUUAUUUUGUAUAUAACACAUUUUCUUUUAAUAAUUAUACUUUUACAAAAGUAAUAUCAUGCAAUCUGUUCAUUGUAGGAUUAUUUAUAUAACCGAAUAAUGAAUCGAAAAAAAAAAUAAUUUAACAAUGUGAUAAUUACCAUGUAUAUUUAAAAAAUUAAUUUUAUCAUAUACAAUUAAAUACCCCCCAUGUAGGCUAAACCUCUAAAGUAGCGUGGCUAUAGAAGCAUUAUAUACCUUACCCGAGUAUAGGUGCAAUAGUUGUUAAAAAAUUUAUUUUUCAAACUAUAGCUUUAAUGUAUUGCAAUACAAAAUACUAGUUACUACUUAUAACUGUACCGGGACUCAAGACACAAGAUUCAAUUUUACCUAAAAUACUUGUAAGAUACUGCCAAACCCUGACUAUAUAUUAAACAAUAAGUUGUUUUUAAGUAUAGCCUAACUUAAACAAGCUCAUUAAACAUUUCAAAUAUCUUUGUACGGUUAGUAUCUUGAAAGUUGUAUUUAGAUACUUAAUGUACUCUAUACUUUAUAACGAGAUACUAUUAUUGUGGUAUCUAAGUACCUUGCUCAAUCCUGAAAACAUUGUAACACAGUAGUACCAGUUUUUCAUGUUUUUAUGCAAAACACAUACAUAAUGUUUAAUCCAAACAUGAUCUUGUUAACAAUUGAGCAAGACAUGGCUAAUUUUCUGACAGUGUUGUCUUACAUUCUGCAAAACUAAUUAAUAACUAAGAGGUUACUACCGAUACGGGAGACUAACAAUAACACAUUAACACAAUUGGAAGGUCUAACAUUUGAUGUAUAACCUUGGUGAAUAUAAUAGUUUUAAAUUAAAAAUAAUAAUGGUGUUUUAUUUUUUCAUGUAGUUCAAGCGUAGAAGAUAUUGUUUCAUUUCUGCCAACCAGAAGUACAGAUACAUCGCCAAUUUGUAUUAUUGAUAUUUCUUUAAGAAAUUGAAACUAGAUAUCAUGGAGAACAUUCACAGAUACAACAAGGAGCAAUUCUUCUUUUAUGAACUUCUAAAAGAUAUCCAAGAAGAUAUUCAUUAUUCAAAUGAUAAACCGGGCAAAGUGUACAUAACUUUAACAGAACAUUUGAAUAAUGUGAAUGGCAGAGUACCUGAAAAAUUUACAGCAAGAGAACUCGUCGACAUGGAAGAAUGUAUAAGAGACGCAGUGAAAGAUCUGACGGAUCUUGAUCUUAACACUUACCUUUGUACUGGAGUUGUUAUUCUAUCAGAAUAUUUAGAUUCUCCAGAGGAUAUGUUUGAUUAUAUUGGGAAAAAAAUGAGAGGCUUGUAAUUUGUAAUCACAACUUAUUAAAAAGUGAUUUUUCAUCAUUUUCUUCAUCUAUAUGAUUUGCAGUUAAAUAGCCAAGUAGGUUUUAUACAAAAGUAUCAAUUUCUGAACAAUGAUAAUUAAUCAUUCACAAAACUGAAAACAGGGGGCUACACUUUUUAUCAGAAAAAAUACAAUAAUAAUUUUGGUAAGUAGAUAAUUUCAUAAUAGAUUAUAGAUAACUAUAAAAAUUAGAAGUAAUGACAAUAUUAACAAUUUGAUUUAUAACUUAAAUUGUUGGACUUUAAGACAUUUGAAAUAUUUAUUAUACAAAAAAAUAUAUUUUUUAUAUAACAUAUCCAAAUAGGGAUGUAGUCACUUAGUAAACCUAACCUUAGUCACCCUUCCCUGGAUCAGUACCUGCAAUUAAACAGUUAAUAGAAUGGCAUUAGUAAAAAGCCAGAGUAUAAAAUUAAGUUUUAUAAUAAUAUGCUAAAUUUUAAUCAGAGAAAAAUUU
Messenger RNA from Myzus persicae (green peach aphid), 1823 nucleotides. RefSeq lists its product as uncharacterized. The record is from RefSeq and is a predicted model, not a curated record. Bases 998 to 1330 code for a protein of 110 amino acids. NCBI's taxonomy places the organism in Eukaryota, Metazoa, Arthropoda, Insecta, Hemiptera, Aphididae. The transcript has 2 exons.